UGUGAAUGAGUUUCAACCGAAUCAUAAUCAUCCAUGUACUGAGGAAACUUAUAAUGGAUACCCUGAGAUAAGAAGACUCAGUGAAAAGUCUUGUCAAGAUAUCAAAAAGUUUUCAAGGCUGAAAGCUAAACCCCUUCUAAUGAAACCCUUGCUAAAAGAAACUGAAGGGAGUGCAAAAAUUAUUCUGAGCCGAGAUAUCCACAAUGCACGUGCUAAACAUGAUCGUAAAGAAAGGGGAGGUAGGUCUGAAGAGCAAAUGCUCAUAGAUAAACUGACUGAGAUCAUCAAUAAUGAUCCUGGAGCUUGUGCUCACAUCGAGAUUUGUAAAGAUUCGAGGAAAGUGAAGUUUAUCCUUGUACAAACUACAUCCAUGAGAAAUGCUCUGAAAAAGUUUCCAGAAGUCCUGCUGACAGAUAUUACAUACAAAAUCAAUAAGAAUUUAAUGCCGGUCAGUGUGGUUCAAGUUGUUGAUGGAGCUGGUGUGAGCCAGGUUGUGGCUUAUGCCAUUUUGGCCAAUGAGCUAAAGGCCACUUUGACCGAUAUGUUGCUCCACUUCCACAGAGUAAGUGGAGGCGAUGAAGUUUUUGAAAAAACCAACUGUGUUGUCGUAGAUAAGGACUACUCAGAGAUCGGUGCUAUAAGAGCCAUUUUCCCAAAUGCAAAAGUGCAUAUUUGCAGUGUGCAUGCUGAGCGAAACCUAAAGACAGCUGCCAAAGGCGAUCCUAAUAAGAAAAUUGCAAUGGAUCAUUUCAGAGAGAUGCUGUAUUCAGAAACUGAGGAAAGCUUCCAAGAAGCUUACAAAAAAUUUCGUCGUCAUGCAGGUGAAACACUCAAGAACUACUUCAGAGACAAUUGGCUAAAUCUGAAAGAGGCAUGGUGUCUUAAAGAUAGAAUGUUGGUUGAAACUUUCCGGAAUCACACCACAAACCGUGUAGAAAAUGAAAACCAAAAGUUGAAGAUGGCCUUGACUGUAGAUACACCUCUAUAUGAAGCUGUCGACAUUCUUGUAAACAUGAUUCAGGGUUAUAGAAAGGAUGCUUUGCGUUACAAAGACCAUGAAGCUUUGACUAAAAGAGUGAAAAUAAACAAUUGCUCAGAUGAGAUUGUGCAAACAGUAUGUAAUGAUAUUACUUUAUAUGCUGCUAAACUUGUUUGUGAGCAGUUCCAACUAGCCAAAAAGCCUUCACCUGCAUCUGCUAAAUAUCUUACAUCAGACAAGGACUGUUCAUGUCAAUUCUACAAAACCCUCAAAUUGACAUGCAGACACAUUAUGCGUGUCAGGAAGCAAGCUGGACUCAAUUGGUAUGACAAAAGCCUCAUACCAGAAAGAUACUUCAUAGAGUAUAACACAGGUUGGUGGAAAGAAGAUGUGGUGCAACCAGCUGACAAUAGGAUUCCUCCAAGGAUGCCGGCUAAACCUGUGAAAAAUAUAAUGGGUCCUAGUGAAAAAUUCAAAGAGAGCAGACUUGUCUUGGACAAACUAAGAACGCUACUCACUGAAGUUGGUACAAGAGAGCAUCACAUAAGAAUGCAGUUACUGCUGGACUUGACUGAAGCCUGGUCGGGUGGAGGGGAAGUGGUACUCGUGCAUUUAAAUGACAAGAAAGAAGGAGAGGGUAAUGCAGAGAAAAACUUGCAGGAUAAUUCUACUAGUGAAGAUCCUGGAGAGAAAUCCCCUGAUAUCAUCACAAUUGACUCGGACAGUGACGAUAAUUUUGAGAAUGUAAAUGCUACAGUAGUCAAAAGUGAGAAUGUGGAAGACGAGACUAGCAUUUACGAAUCUAAUUCAGAUUCAGGAAGAGACGAACUUAAUAGGAAUGCUCCAUUCAACCUGCCUCAAAUAAAAAUAGUUGGAAGACCAAGGGGAAAGGGUGAGACAAUCCAUGAUGGUUCAAAACAAUCAAGCACACUGCACAAAAAAUCUCGGUAUAGAGCUGAACUUUGCUGUGUAUGUAAUGAACCAGUCCUUUUUUUGAGUAAGUGUGGCAUGUGUAACAAAAGUGUUCAUGCCUAUCAGCCUUGUUCAUAUGUAAAUGAAUCAUCUGGGAUGAAAUAUGUGUGUGACUUGUGUACAGUUUUUGAUCACAUUGAUGACGGAACGGAGGAGACCAUGUUUGAAAAGGAGACAGAUCGUGAUGCUGAUUUGAUGGAUGACGUAAUGGAGGAGAACCUGGUUGAACAGGAGUCAGAUCGUGGUGCUGAUUGGGUGAAAGAUGCAGAUGACCACCCGAACCCCCGGCCUGAAUCAUCCCCCCAUCUAUCGGAUCAGUGUUCGUAUUGUGCAAUUUGUGGGAAUGAGGCAGGGAGCCACAAGUGCACCAAAUGUGGUAAGACGGUCCAUGCCAUAGAGCCCUGCUCGGUGAGGGAUCCUGAUCAAGGGGAGGGAUUUGGCAAAGGGUGCAUUUGCACUCUGUGUGCAGCUUCUAAACCUGACCCAACUCCUCCUCAAAAGAAUUUUGCACUUGAUAAAUCCAAGACAAAGGGUAGGCCCAAGACAACUAGCCGGAAAUAUAAACCUACUUGGAGUUUUACGCAGAUUGCAGAUGAGUCUCAUGCUUUAUGCUGUAUCUGCAACAAGGAGGCCAAAGAGGCUUCAAAGUGCCAAAAAUGCCUCAACACUGUUCACUCUGUCUUGCCAUGUUCUCUAGACAUAGACGAUGACAAAAAAAUUUGCAAUUACUGCUGUGACUUUUCCUAUGAAGACUAUUACGGAGAACCCCCCAAGGCAAAUAAAAAACCGAGCGUGCCUUACUUCUGUUUUGGGUGUAAAAAAUUAUUGAAACUCUGUAUUGCUAAAAAUCCUAAGGAUGAGGGUAGAAAAGGAGAUUUUUAUUACAGUUGUCUCCGUAAUGAGACAUCUGAAUGCAAGCCUCUGUCAUUUUGGGCCCCUAAGUCUGAUGCCAUAUACUCAAUUAUACACCAGUCAUUGUUUCAAAUAUGUUGUCAUAAUUUUGUCUGUUGCUUUUCCUAUUUCAUUCAGACUUGCAUCAGUGUUGUACACACUGGACCUCAUUUUGUAUCUCUUAAAAAUUCAUAAUGCAAGUUUUAACUAUUGAUUAAUUAUUCCUCUAUUAUUUGUCUUCAAAACUAUUAGGCUGAUAAGCAACAUGUUUGCAACAGAUGACAGGUGACAUCUUGUGCUUUAUCUAGUGAGGAAAGAUAAUCCAAUUGAGCUUCUUAAGAUUAACUUCUUCACAUGCUUACUUCAAUAUUAUUAGUUGUGAAAACAAUGUCUUCUUUCUGCAAAAACUUUUAUUUCCCUGUGUCUGGGAUUCAUAGCCAUCAUCAUU
Frankliniella occidentalis (western flower thrips) is the source of this 3290-nucleotide messenger RNA. RefSeq lists its product as uncharacterized. The coding region runs from base 140 to 3037 and encodes 965 amino acids. Gene Ontology annotation, molecular function: zinc ion binding. The transcript is spliced from 14 exons. The record is from RefSeq and is a predicted model, not a curated record. Lineage: Eukaryota; Metazoa; Arthropoda; Insecta; Thysanoptera; Thripidae.